Molecule: messenger RNA, 1235 nt
Organism: Racocetra persica
Lineage: Eukaryota; Fungi; Glomeromycota; Glomeromycetes; Diversisporales; Gigasporaceae
Source: the annotation of a GenBank genome assembly
AUUCUACAGAUAAAGUCAGACUAUUGAAUUAUUUGGGAAAGGAUAUUGUUGUCAUGGAUGUUGACAUGGACGAUUCCGGAAAAGAUAAUCCACCAAUCUUGCCGGAGAUUGAUCUUUAUCUCCAUUUAUUGAUGAUGAUAUAUUUGCUAGAUAAGCAAGAGUUUGACAAGGGUAUUCAACUUUCUAAUGAAACGAUUGCCAAAAUUCGAAGUUUGAAUCGUCGUACGUUAGAUCAGUUGUCCGCACGUAUCUAUUUUUAUUAUGCUCGAUUCUACGAGCUUACAGGAAAUUUGGCUGUAAUUAGACCAACUUUGUUAGCGGCUCAAAGAACUGCAACUUUACGUCAUGAUGAUGAUUCUCAGGCUACGUUACUCAAUUUGCUACUGAGAAAUUAUUUUCAUUAUAAUUUGUACGAUCAAGCUGACAAGCUUGUCAGUAAAACUACCUUUCCUGAAACUGCUGGAAACAACCAACAAGCUAGAUAUAUGUAUUACUUAGGUCGUAUCAAGGCCAUUCAGCUUGAUUACACAGUAUCGCAUACUCAUUUAUUGCAGGCCAUUCGCAAAGCACCUCAAAAUGCCGUGACGGCUGGUUUUCAGCAAGCGGUCUAUAAACUUUCGAUCAUUGUUCAACUUUUAAUGGGUGAAAUCCCUGAAAGAUCUAUAUUCAGAAAACCGGUUUUAAAAAAACCACUAGUUCCAUAUUUGCAUAUUGUUCAGGCUGUGCGAAUUGGUGACUUGUCACAAUUUCAAGAAACAUUAGCUAAAUAUGGUGAGGUCUUCCGUGCUGAUAAAACAUUUACUUUGAUCUUAAGACUUCGCCAUAAUGUAAUCAAAACCGGUAUCAGGAUGAUAAGUUUAUCAUAUUCUCGAAUUUCUUUGCGAGAUAUCUGUUUGAAAUUGCAUCUGGACAGUGAAGAGGAUGCCGAGUAUAUUGUCGCCAAGGCUAUUCGUGAUGGUGUGAUCGACGCUACUAUAGAUCAUGAAAAGGGUUUUAUGAAAUCGAAGGAAAACGUUGAUAUUUACUCGACAAACGAGCCUCAAUUUGCUUUCCAUCAACGUGCCAGUUUUUGUUUAAAUCUCCAUAAUGAAUCAGUCAAGGCAAUGAGGUUUCCUCUUAAUGCCCAUCGAAAAGAAUUGGCUUCAGCUGAAGCUCUGCGUGAAAGAGAAAGGGAACUUGCAAAAGAAAUUGCAGAAGGUGAAAUUGACGAAGAUGAUGAUGUUGGAGAUUUCUAA